Messenger RNA from Centropristis striata (black sea bass), 2464 nucleotides. RefSeq names its product apolipoprotein D-like. The record is from RefSeq and is a predicted model, not a curated record. Gene Ontology annotation, molecular function: lipid binding. Gene Ontology annotation, biological process: lipid transport; tissue regeneration; brain development. NCBI's taxonomy places the organism in Eukaryota, Metazoa, Chordata, Actinopteri, Perciformes, Serranidae.
AUGUGCUAAAAUUGGCUAAAACAUGUGCCAUGCAAAUGUGUGAGUUUGACUCUUCCAGCACCCUGAAAGAAGACACAAACACAGAAUAAUUUAGAUGUAGUCUUCCUUUCUGAAUCUGUGUCAGCAUUCUAGGAAAUGUAAUGCUUUUAGAGGAAAAAAUUUGAAAGUCUUUGAUACUUUUUAAACAUGUAACUGGACAACAGUUUGAACCUGUGAACUUCUGACUGGUGCUGCUUUUAUCUGUAAAGGAGAAAACUGUGAACUACAGUGAUUCACCAUUAAAAAUGACAAUCAAUUGCUUUUCAGUUCUGUAUUGUUUUUAGACUUUACCUUAAUUAUUUUUUUAUAUCUUGUUCAUUACAUGAGUUAGCCAAAGCCCUGUCAGUGAUUUUGUCACGUAGGUGUAGUAGUCACUAAAGGUUUGAAGGUUUUGUAAACAGUAUCCAAAUAUAGCUCUUUAAACAUAUUUUCAUUCCAAAGGUCUGGUGGGGAAAGAAAAAAACAUCUAGCUCUCAGCUUGUACUAGCCUGAUGAGUUGGAGUACAUGACAGACAGACUAGUUCAGCAUGCUUUUAUUUUGAUACUUGUUGAGGUUGCUCGUUACAUCUGAACAUAUUUUGUAAGUUUUUUUGCCCACUUGGACAUGAAGGCUUUCCAGGUCCUGUGUGUUGUUCUCCUGACUGUUGCGGCAGCUGACAGUCAGUCUUUCCACCCUGGCAAAUGCCCUCAGCCGUCUGUUCAAGACGACUUCAACGUUACAAGGUAUCUGGGCACCUGGUAUGAAAUAGAGAAGCUCCCAGCUGUAUUUGAAAGAGGAAAAUGUAUUCAAGCUACUUACAGUCUUCUUGCUGAUGGGACGGUCAAAGUACGCAAUGCAGAGCUGCUGUCUAAUGGCAAAAUAAAUUCUAUUGAAGGUGUCGCCAAAGUUUUAAACUCAUCUCAACCUGCUAUUCUAGGUGUCAGCUUCUUUAAAGGUGUUCCAGAUAGUCCAUACGUGGUACUCUCCACUGACUACGAGUCAUAUUCUCUGGUCUACUCGUGUGCUGACUACUUUGGCCUUUUCCAUGUGGACUUCGCCUGGAUCCUGGCUCGCACUCGGACAUUGACUGAGGAUGUCAUAAGCCGGUUACAUGAUGACCUAUCUGCUGGUGUUAACAUCAAGCGCCUCACAGUCACUGAUCAGACUGGAUGUCACCAGAUCUGAGGUAUGACCAACCAAAUGAAAAGGGGCUGAAUACUUCUUUUGAACCAUGUUGAAGUAAACUAAUGUAGUUAGGCUAUGUAUGUGAUUGCUUUAUCUGUGCCAAAAACCAAAAAACUAGAUGUAAACUGUAAUGCAGGGGUCAUCUAGCUGAAGGUGAUUCUACAGCACAGACAUAUUAUCCAGCAUCAAAUCUAACUAUCUCAUGACACACAUUUCUGGAUAAAUGGUGCAGGAAAAAAGAGAGUGGAUGGUCUCCUCUCAUACUUUAGGGGUCUCACCAGGGACACAUAUUUACGUGAAAAGUCAUGAAGAAGUGCUUUUUGCAUAAUUUGUCCCAUAGACAGUGGUGAAAGAAAUAUUCAGAUCCCUUACUGAAGUGAAAGUACUAAUACCACAAUGUGAAAUUACUCCACUACAAGUAAAAGUCCUGUGUUCAAAACUUACUGAAGUAAAAGUACAAAAAUAUCAGCUUCAAAAUGUACUCAAAGCAUCAAAAGUAAAAGUAUUCACACUCGCUAUGCAGAAUGAACCCACUCAGAUUGUCCAAAUAUAUUAUUGUAUUAUUAUUUUUGAUGCAUUUAUGUAAGCUUUAAUUUACUGUUGUCAAGGUAGGGCUAAUUUUUAACUACUUAAUAUACUUUUUUGUGGUUUGAUUAAUACAAAUUUGAAAUGUAUCAUUUUUAUGUAUCAUUUUUUAAGUAUCGUUUUUAUGUUAAAUGUCAACCUGAAAAGUAGCUAAAGCUGUCAGCUAAAUGUAGUAAAAAAUGCAAUAUUCACCUCAAAAUGUGAUGAAGUAUAAAGUUACAUAAAAUGGAAAUACUCAAGUAAAGUACAAGCACAUCAAACUUGUACUUAAGUACAGUACUUGAGUAAAUAUACUUAGUUACUUUCCACCACUGCCCAUAGAGCCUAUUAAAUGUCUUCAAAGUGGCAUGACAGAAAUUAAGUAUUGCUCCUCCAUGAAGGUGGUGCAGAAACUGAAGCAGCAGAAGAGGAUACAUACUGACUUUUAGUCUCUUGUGUGGGUAAAGCUCCAAAACCCAAGAACAAUAUUAAAUCAUGUUCAAACUUCACAUACCCAGUUUAUAGUGCAGCCUUUUUGUUAGUGAAGGGACAACGAAGCUUCGUGAACCAUUUGCUUUAUUUACGGAGCCCACUAAAUGGCGCUAUUUGUUCAACAAAGGGCUGAAAACACACUCAAUUACCAUUGAUAAAGCCUUUUUUUUUAAAGCCAAGACCGCCAUCUAGUGGGGUCAAAAA